UUUCGGCCCCGGUCGCUCCGCCAUCUUUGUCGGCUGCCCCAUUGUUCACUCUGGAGCUAACAGCGGCGCUAAAUCUGUUUAUACUGCGCAAUAAAAUAACUUGACGGUGUCACAGGCAGCGGCCCGCGACAGUCGUGGAUUUGCUCUCAGGGUUGCGACUUGUUCUCGGCCAGCAAGUUAAACAGAAUGGACGAUGACCUGCCCAAAACCCUGUAUGUGGGGAAUCUGUCCCGGGACGUGACAGAGGCUCUCAUCUUGGAGUUGUUUGGCCAGAUUGGACCCUGCAAGAGCUGUAAAAUGAUAGUAGAUACAGCAGGUCACGAUCCGUACUGCUUUGUGGAGUUCUAUGAACAUAGACAUGCCACUGCCACAAUUGCAGCCAUGAAUGGUCGGAAAAUACUGGGUAAGGAGGUCAAGGUCAACUGGGCCACGACGCCAACCAGCCAAAAGAAAGACACAAGCAGUCACUUCCACGUCUUUGUUGGAGAUCUAAGUCCCGAGAUUACCACAGAUGACAUAAAAGCUGCUUUUGCUCCAUUUGGGAAAAUAUCGGACUGUCGAGUGGUGAAAGACAUGGCCACAGGUAAAUCUAAAGGCUAUGGCUUUGUCUCCUUCUUCAACAAAUGGGAUGCAGAGAAUGCCAUACAGCAGAUGGGAGGACAGUGGUUGGGAGGCAGGCAGAUCAGGACCAACUGGGCCACAAGGAAGCCUGCUCCUAAAACUACAAAUGAAACAACCAAUUCCAAGCAGCUAUCUUUUGACGAGGUGGUCAACCAGUCCAGCCCCAGCAACUGCACCGUCUACUGCGGGGGAGUCACAACAGGUCUCACAGAGCAAGCCAUGAGACAGACCUUCUCACCUUUUGGCCAGAUAAUGGAAAUACGAGUUUUCCCAGACAAGGGCUACUCAUUUGUGAGGUUCAACUCCCAUGAAGCAGCAGCUCAUGCCAUUGUUUCUGUCAAUGGCACAUCCAUAGAGGGCUAUAUUGUUAAGUGUUACUGGGGCAAAGAAACAACAGACAUGGUUAGCACCAUUCAGCCGGUACAGAUGCCACAGCAGAACACGGUGAGCUUUGCAGCGCAGCCCUACAGUCAGUGGGGUCAGUGGUACAGCAACACACAGCAGAUGGGUCAGUACGUGCCCAACGGAUGGCAGGUGCCGAGCUAUGGUGUCUACGGUCAGACCUGGGAUCAGCAAGGCUACAAUCAUUUACAUGCUGGUGCUGGAUGGACUGGCGUGGGCGCUGUGAGCAACGGGAGCAUGGUGGAGGCCGGUCAGGGAGUCAACGGGACGGUGCUAACCAACCAGGCUGGCAUGGGCACUGCGGGCUACCACACCCACUGAUCACUGGUCACAGUAGUCCUCUCUAAGCCUCUAAAGCCACACGGAUGAUACUCUGGUGGGGAAAGGAGUGCAUUAGAUGUGCUCUCUCCCUUACCACACAAAGUUAUUCUGUUAGGGAGGCCGGUACGCCAUUUUUAUCAACCUUACCAGCCCAUAAACUCACCCACUGCCCAAACCUGCAAGUGUUAAGAAAACAACCCACUUCAGAACACUUUUAAAAACAGCCACCGCUAAUGCACCUUGCAUUCCUGGGCCCAUUUUAUUGUUUGGCGUAUUUUUGUAAUGCCUGCAGAUAACUGGCCAAAUGUAAAUUAUACGACCGUGUCAAGAUAUUUCUAGCACAGCCACAUUUUAGUUUAAAAGGAAAUAUUGUUCAGCUAAAUAAAAAUAUAGUAAACACCAGGUAUUGUUUGUUUUCAGCCACCCAGAGCCAAAGAGCAAGGGCAGAAUUUUAUACCAAUGUUUAACAAUCACACAGGGAGAAGAGGCUUCCAACCUUGUCACAGAAAGCGCUCGAUAGUCCAUAGUAAUGUAAUAUAUUGAUUAAGGGGUGCGAUUUUUAAUUCUUCUCAAUUGGAACCUCUUUCUCUGACUGUUGUGGUCGUGUCCACCUGUUACCGAAGUGAAAUACAAGUCCGAGCAAGUUCAAGUCAUUCUGUGAAACGUUGGAGGGUCUCUGAGUUAGAUGUAGGCAGGUUGAGGAAUAGUGGACACCACAAAACAUGUAAAAUUGCAGCGCUCCUUCACUUCAUCUCCCGGAACGGACCGAAUGGACCGAGAAUCCAGUCUGUGGAUGAGAAACGUGUGUGUGCGCUUGCGUGUGUGUGUGUGUGUGUGCAUGAACUGAUGCUUUUACACACACGACAACGUCCAGUUCAUCUUCCCUUGAAACAGAAAGGACUGCGCCAUCUUUUUUUUGUUUUGUUUUUUUUUUUUUUUUCUUUGGGCUGUCAUUUUCAAGUGUCAUUGUCUUUCUUUUUUUUGGGCGGGGAGGGUUUGAGCAAGUUUAAAAUGCUGACAUUGUAUAAAGAGCUUUUUGCCUUUUUUGUUUUUCUGUUUCAUUUCGGGACUGUCUUAUAAAGAAAUGUUGCAGUGACACCAUCGAAUCAUGUGACACGUGAGACCUUUUUUUAUGUUUGUUUAUAAAACAUUAAGUGGCUGUCAACUGUCAACUUUAUUUUUUAAAUUAGAUUUUCAAUAUCUCCAAUCAAUUGCAGGGAUUACUGCCACUCUUAUCUUACUUACUUACAGGCAGACAGAUAUUGCACAACUGCUUAAGGUUAUCUUUUCACAAAAUUUGAAAUACUAAGGUUUUUUUUUUUUUUUUGCAUUCCACUUUCUUUUGUAAUUUCCUUUUGGAAGUCUGCUUUAUGUAACAGUCUGUUCAAUUGUACUGAAUCUGUAUAAAGACAACAUGUUAAUUAAGGAAGCCUGCUAGCUUCUGGUUGGGUAAUGGCUUCCAGAAACAGCUGUUUGACAGUAGCACCCCUGUCCUGUGCUGGUCCGUGUACAGUAGUGCAACAUUUGACUCUUCCAGAGGCUUGGAGGAUAAGCAGCGUUGCCAUGCAAUGCAGAAGUCUUUCGAUCGACAAGUAAUGCAUAAUUUAAGUUAUUCUGUUGUAAACCUCAGUAACAAUUGCUUUUAUAGAUUAAGAAACAACCUUUCGAGGAUCAGAUUUUUGCACUGUGGCCACCAUCGUUUUUAAUAUAGUUGGGAAAAUCCGUUGUGUUGCCUUAUUAUCAGUGAGUUACUUUUAAUUUAACCAAAAAUCAUCCAAGAGUAGGCGGUGCCUAAGAAUGUUUUCAACCUAUGUUUUGGCGAGAGAAGUUCUGUUGAUGCUUCAGUAACAUGGUUUGAGUUUUUGCUUUGUCCCAUUAAAAUGCUGAUGCUUGAAA
This is a messenger RNA of Micropterus dolomieu (smallmouth bass), 3240 nucleotides long. Its product is annotated as nucleolysin TIA-1-like. NCBI's taxonomy places the organism in Eukaryota, Metazoa, Chordata, Actinopteri, Centrarchiformes, Centrarchidae. The record is from RefSeq and is a predicted model, not a curated record. Gene Ontology annotation, cellular component: cytosol. The transcript is spliced from 12 exons. The coding region runs from base 187 to 1344 and encodes 385 amino acids. Gene Ontology annotation, molecular function: mRNA binding.